CAAACAGAGGAUCCGUAUUCGAAACGUUUGCAGAGUCUCCCGCCUCCAUGAAAAGAGCAAAACAGACUUUAAACUCGUACUAACAAAACAAGAUCCAUUUCACUUUGAGCCCGAGGAAAUCAAGUUUUAAACAUCACUAGCUAAUGGACAUCAUCUCUGGGUGGGUUACCUUAGUUUUUCUCUUCAUUUUCUCCUGCUUCUGCAUGAAGCUGUCACACUGCGGAGACACUCUUAAACAAGGCGAAUCGAUCCGAGACCGGCCAAGGUAUGGCCAAUGGGUUGGAGAGGCACAGCAACUAGUUUCGGCGAACGGGAUCUUCGAACUGGGUUUCUUCACUCCCGGCAAUUCCAACAAACGCUACGUUGGGAUAUGGUACAAGAAAGACCCAAAACAAAUAGUAGUAUGGGUUGCCAACAGAGAAACACCGCUAUCCUGGGAUUAUUCUGGAUCCUUAACUAUCAACCCCAAUGGGAAUUUGAUGAUUCUCGGGGGUGUCAACGAUCCCAAUAUUCGGACCAGAGGAAUCUCCAUAUCAUUGUCCUCGGUGCUGGCAGAAAGCAAUACAAGCCUAAGGCUCUGGGAUUGUGGAAACCUUGUAUUAACUGAAGGAAUUGGAGAAGGUGACGAACCCCGCGUCUUGUGGCAGAGCUUCGAUCAUCCUUCCAAUACUUACCUACCCGGCAUGAAACUGGGGCUGAGUGUCAUCGGAGGAAGCUCAACAAUGUUAACAUCGUGGAAAAGUAAAGAUGAUCCUAGUCAUGGCGAUUUCACACUGGGAUUGGAUUCAAGCCCGACUGGCUAGUUCUU
Molecule: messenger RNA, 808 nt
Organism: Magnolia sinica
Lineage: Eukaryota; Viridiplantae; Streptophyta; Magnoliopsida; Magnoliales; Magnoliaceae
Product: G-type lectin S-receptor-like serine/threonine-protein kinase At4g27290
Exons: 1
Coding region: 144-803 (219 amino acids)
Source: RefSeq, a predicted model, not a curated record